AUGCCGGUUUCGGUGAUUGGGUGUGGCAAGCUGAGUCUCUUUAGGGCACUCAAGCUGCUCUACCCACAAUUUGCUCAUAUAGAAAGCGAUCGCCUGGCUAACAAGAGGGACUUUUACAAGAGCCUUAAAGAUGCAUUUAAGGAUCAUCUGGUCGUUCUUGCAGAUAGAAACAAUCACAUGAAGCAACACAGAAGGGAGAUAUUCGAGCUAUUCGAAGAGGACUUUGUAAAUAUUCUCGUGGUGAAUUUUGUGGAUCCCAGUGUCGACAAGGAAACAGUGAAAAACACCGCGUUUAAAAGAAUCAAAGCAAGAGGCAAAAACCACCCAACAAUUGACGGACACGAUACUCGAAAGGUCAAGAUGAUUUUGGGCAAAUUCAUGAAAGAUUUUACUCCGUUUGAUAUCGAUGAGGCCACGACGUCCAAUCACGUAUGCGAACUUGAUCUUGACAUGACGGAGGGGUUGCUUCCUACCACUAUGGAGAUGUUGUCGUGUCUCCAUGAGCACCUUUUCUUAGAGAUCCCGGACGAAAAAGAGGUAUUUCGGACUUUGAUGAGAGGGAUGGAGUACAGAGUACCAAAUAAGGAAAAGAAGUUUCUUCAGCUUAAGGGAAAGUCGCAGGAUUCACAUAAGAAUAUCCGGCAGGGGAGUUCUAAGCGUCAAAACAACCGCAGUGGCUAG
Messenger RNA from Candidozyma auris, 681 nucleotides. RefSeq lists its product as uncharacterized. Gene Ontology annotation, molecular function: ATP binding; RNA ligase (ATP) activity. The coding region runs from base 1 to 681 and encodes 226 amino acids. The transcript has a single exon. Gene Ontology annotation, cellular component: nuclear inner membrane. Gene Ontology annotation, biological process: tRNA splicing, via endonucleolytic cleavage and ligation. NCBI's taxonomy places the organism in Eukaryota, Fungi, Ascomycota, Pichiomycetes, Serinales, Metschnikowiaceae. The record is from RefSeq and is a predicted model, not a curated record.